Messenger RNA from Chara braunii, 476 nucleotides. The record is from the annotation of a GenBank genome assembly. NCBI's taxonomy places the organism in Eukaryota, Viridiplantae, Streptophyta, Charophyceae, Charales, Characeae.
ACACAAUGAGGAGGGGGCAUAGACGAUGGGGGAAGAGAAAGAGGAAGAAGAAGAAGAGGAGGAGGAGGAGAAGGAAGAAGAGGAGGAGGAGGAGGAGGAGGAGGAGAAGGAAGAAGAGGAGGAGGAGGAGGAAGAAGAGGAGGAGAAGGAGAAGGAGGACGAGGCAGUGAAGGAGGAGAAAUGGGCCGAGGAGGAGGAGGAAGAGGACGAAGCGGAGGAGGAGGAGGAGGAGGAAGAAGAGGAGGAGGAGGAGGAGGAGGAGGAGGAUGAGAAGGACGAAGACGGGAAGGAGGAGGAGGAGAAGGAGGAGGAAAAAGAGGAGGAACAAAGGCUGUCUCUUAUACACAUCUAGAUGAACAGUAGGGGAAGGAGGGGGAGGACGAGGUCGAGGAGGAGGAGGAGGAGGAUGUCUUUUUUUUUUCACCGCAAUCUUGCAUGAUUUUUGUUUUUGUUUUUGAUAAAUUCAAAUUGACUGA